Trichoderma atroviride IMI 206040 is the source of this 1089-nucleotide messenger RNA. Lineage: Eukaryota; Fungi; Ascomycota; Sordariomycetes; Hypocreales; Hypocreaceae. The record is from RefSeq and is a predicted model, not a curated record.
AUCUACGUCACUCUUGGUAUUGCUACUGCACUCAUAAUGGUAUUAGCAAUAUUGCCCACAUUUUCCACAUUCCCACGGAGUAACAAUCCAAAAAAAAAAAUGGCAUUGGUAAUGAAUCUUGUUUGCAAUUUCUGCUUAUCCCAUGUUACUAUCAUCUAUAUUGACUAAUUCGUCUUUGAUCUUGAUGACUUUCCAACAUUACCAACACACAAGUUCAAAGCAACUAGGCGAGACAUGUGACUACCAGAUAUACUACAAUCAUCCUACACAGCACUUCUCUUCUCUUCAGUUUCAUAAGUUUUAUGACGACAAAGACUCAGAUACGAAACAUCUCAACUAUACAAAGUCACUGAGGUUUACGGCUCUGAAUCAGUUACAAUCAGAUGUUACUUGACGCAUCCUCAUCCAAAAGGUCUUUACUACGACUAGUGGCUAUAUUAUUCUACCCGAUACCAGUAAUGUCAUGAGUAAAUUUUGACCAGCUCUCUUUAUAUCAGCCCUAUCUAUAAGCCGCUCACACAAAGUUACUACACAGUUUGCUCAUACAAGUACAAUUGCCCCCUGCACGCAUACACAAACUCUCAUCUCCUACUUCCAAUAAGCAAAGAAGCAAACAACCAAACAACCCAAUGCAUACUACACCCCAUCCCGCCUCAAUCAUCCCGUACCGUGCCUCUUCCCCUUCACCGCCUCCACACAUCAAGCUGCAUAUAAAACUAGGCAGCAAAAGGCAAAGCAAAAGCCCUCUUCCGCAUCCAUCCACAAGCCAUCCAAUUUAAAUCCAAUCUAGUCCAAACGACGCCUAACUCGUCAUCCUAUUCCCCUUCCGACAAGCUGCAUCAAAACGACCUCACCGAACACCCCCCCUCUCAGCAGCAAGGAGGCCAGAAUAUCUCUCCGGGUUCCGAAAAGCAACUAUUAAAAAAAAGUAACCUUCAAAAGCAAUUUCUUAUUAGAAAACUCCCCUAUCACUGACGCAUUUGAGCCUCUCAAUACCUUCACAUUAGCCCACCCCUGUUAUUCUCCGGCACAGAACUCAGGGGGGGCAGGCGGCACCUCCAGACACGGAAUGUCACCCACCCAUGUCAG